GGAGCGGCCGAGGCGGUUCUCGGUGAGGUUCUCGGCCGGUGGCAGUCUGUCCCUUCUCGGUCUCCUGCCUGCGUAAAGAUAAGGUUGACAAAGAACAGGAACAAGAUGGCAUCUAUGCUUCAAAAUGUCAAGGCAACAAUGGGCUGGCAGAGACGCCUGCUUUUAGCUGACUUUGAUGAGAAUGAGAGCCCUGUACCAGACAAAUUCAAGAGAAAAGCUUCUUUCAGUUCUCUUCAUACUAUCUGCAUGUCUCUAAGAAAGCGAAUACCAUUAAAGCAAGUAGAGCUGAAUUUCCAUGAGACACCACUUUGGGAAAACAUGGAAGCAAGAAACAAGAGCCAAGUAUUCCAAAGUAUUACAAAAACAGCAAGAAAUGCUUUUGGAACAGUGUCACAGAAAAUACAGAAGACUUGCCAAAGCCCAGUACAUUCAACUGUGACUUUUCCAGCUGAAGACAUCGGCAGCAGCUCUGCAACCUGUUUUUCCAAGAAAAGAAGAACAGUACAAACACCUUGCCUUAGUGUGAACAGUGUUACUCCAGCAGCUAGAUCCAAAUGCACUCUGAGGUCCAGCAGAAGAUCCUUGCUUGGGCCAACAACAGCGUCAGAACAUAAAGAAUUGAGGGGUUUCCCAUCCUGGCAUGGUGAAGAUGCUGUCCCACUCUUGAAAUCAAGGACCGCAUCAGCAGCACUGAAGAGCCUCUAUUCAUCACCUACUCCUACCUGCAGAAGAAUAGAAGAGUUUGACUGUGAGUUGGAACUGGUCUCUUCAGGGAUUCACCAACUGAAGCAUCUCUUCUGGGCACCUGAUGAUGCUAUUGUGCACGGGGACAGUCAACAGGUUUCUGUAGUCAUUUUGAAGUCACAACAGUGGAGCUACAUUAGGACUUCAACUCACAACUUUAACACAGAUUGCUGUUCAAGUCCCUGGCACAGGAUUCUAGCUGCUCCAGGACAUUUCCUAUUUCUGAAGAAAAAGAGCUCUCUUCAUCCAGAAAGAUCAGCAGCAGGUAAGAAAACCUCAUCAGUAUGGUAAGAAGCCUUCCCUGCUCUAACAUCUUCUCUGGUACCUGUGCAAGCAGUGAACUGACUGGAGGAAGAUGGAGUAUGCUCUCUGGUAUACCUUGUGCAAUC
Messenger RNA from Gallus gallus (chicken), 1133 nucleotides. RefSeq names its product family with sequence similarity 64 member A (gene FAM64A). Bases 106 to 1035 code for a protein of 309 amino acids. NCBI's taxonomy places the organism in Eukaryota, Metazoa, Chordata, Aves, Galliformes, Phasianidae. The transcript is spliced from 7 exons. The record is from RefSeq and is a predicted model, not a curated record.